Haplochromis burtoni (Burton's mouthbrooder) is the source of this 7714-nucleotide messenger RNA. It is a transcript of the gene zeb2b, whose product is annotated as zinc finger E-box binding homeobox 2b. The transcript has 10 exons. NCBI's taxonomy places the organism in Eukaryota, Metazoa, Chordata, Actinopteri, Cichliformes, Cichlidae. Gene Ontology annotation, molecular function: RNA polymerase II cis-regulatory region sequence-specific DNA binding; DNA-binding transcription factor activity, RNA polymerase II-specific. Gene Ontology annotation, biological process: regulation of transcription by RNA polymerase II; anatomical structure development. The coding region runs from base 311 to 3979 and encodes 1222 amino acids. The record is from RefSeq and is a predicted model, not a curated record.
GGAAUAGCGGUCCCUCCCUCCUCCCAACUAUUUCUAAGGCUUUUAUUUCUAAGGCUUUAUCAACACCGGUGGAACAGGACCCGCUCACCGCCGCCAAGCUCCCGCUAUCAGCCCGUCCUCGCAGCUCCUCUUCCCCGCAAAAAGAAGCCUCUGGACCCUCCUUUAAAAAAAAAAAAAGCAAAAAAAAAAAGAACAAAACAACAAAAAGAAAAACCCAAAAGAGAAAAAACAGAGCCGAGCAGAUCUCAAGCUGAAAUCAAGGAAUCGAGUCCAUGCGAGCUGCCAUCUGAUCCCACACACACACUUAUCAAUGAAGCAGGAGAUCAUGGCGGAUGGCCCCAGGUGUAAGAGGCGAAAACAAGCCAACCCGAGACGGAAAAACGCAGCUCUCAACUACGAGAAUGUGGUGGAGACCGGAUCAGAGACGGAGGAGGAAGACAAGCUGCCAGUGUCUGAGGAAGACCCUCUGAUCAACGGAACCAGCAGCCCGGCCAGCCUCACCAACCCUGAGGUCUCGCCACGUAUCGAGGGACACGGCCUGCUGAACAAGGACGAUGAUGACGACGAGAUGAGGGACAGUGGCGUGGAGCACAUUUGGCCCGACAAUGACAUGCUGAGUGCUUCUGUGGAUGGUACUGAUGAAAUAAAAGAUGAUUUUGACACCCUGGGGCCUGAUACCACUUUGCAGACAGUUGGAAACGGUACAGUCAAGAGCGUCGAUUGCACUUCAGAGUUGGAGGACUUCUUUGCCAAGCGGAAGCUGGAUGACAGCGACAGCCACGUGGUGAGCAUCGCCGAGUACCUGCAGCGGGGCGACACCGCCAUCAUCUACCCGGAAGCCCCCGAGGAGCUGUCCCGCCUGGGCACACCGGAAGCCACUGGACCGGAGGAGAACGACCUGCCACCUGGAACGCCAGAUGCCUUCGCCCAACUGUUGACCUGCCCCUACUGCGACCGGGGCUACAAGCGUUUGACAUCGCUAAAGGAGCACAUCAAGUACCGCCAUGAGAAGAACGAGGAGAACUUCGCCUGCCCCCUGUGCAACUACACGUUUGCUUACCGCACUCAGCUUGAGCGGCAUAUGGCCACACACAAGCCUGCAAGGGAUCAGCACCAACUGCUCAACCAAGCGGCCGGCAACCGCAAGUUCAAAUGCACCGAGUGCGGCAAGGCCUUCAAAUACAAGCACCAUCUGAAGGAACACCUCCGGAUUCAUAGCGGUGAAAAACCUUAUGAGUGCCCCAACUGCAAGAAGCGCUUCUCUCACUCGGGCUCCUACAGUUCCCACAUCAGCAGCAAAAAGUGUAUUGGCUUGAUUGCAGUCAAUGGCAGGAUGCGCAGCAACAUGAAGACAGGCUCCUCCCCUACCUCUGCCUCCGCCUCCCCCACUAACACUGCCAUCACCCAGCUGCGACAAAAGCUUGAGAACGGAAAGCCACUCAGCCUCGCCGAGCACAACAACCACCUGAACAUCAAGACGGAGCCGCUGGACUUCGACUACAAGCUGAUGAUGGCUUCUCAUGGAUUUGCCGCUCCUGGGCCUUUCAUGAAUGGAGGAGUGGGGGGAAACAGCCCACUUGGGAUCCACCACAACUCGGCCCAGAGCCCCUUGCAGCAUCUUGGGAUGGCCGGACUUGAAGCGCAGCUCCUGAGCUACCCGGGUCCACUGGGGAAUAACCUGAGCGAAGUACAGAAGGUUCUCCAGAUCGUGGACAACACUGUGUGCAGGCAGAAAAUGGACUGCAAGCCAGAAGAGCUCUCCAAGCUCAAAGCCCACAUGAAGGAGCUGGGAUCCCAGAUAGAGGAGCAGAAACAAGCGCUGACAACGGCUCAGGUCGGUCUUCCACUUGUCAAUCACAACGGCGCCACCAAAAGCAUCAUCGACUACACAUUAGAAAAAGUGAACGAAGCCAAAGCCUGCCUCCAGAGCUUGACUACAGACUCAAAGAGACAGAUUAGCAAUAUCAAACGAGAGAAACCCAACCACAUGCUUGAAGGAGGUGUGGAUGAGAAGGUGCAGGAAAACAACAUGUUUACACCUUACGCUUGCCAAUACUGCAAAGAAACCUUCCCCGGGCCAAUACCUUUGCAUCAGCACGAACGCUACCUGUGUAAAAUGAACGAGGAGAUCAAAGCUGUGCUGCAGCCCAGUGAGAAUUUGAUGCCCAAUAAACCAGGGAUAUUCAUGGAGAAGAACACUCACUUACCCUCCUCCGUGUUGUCUGACAAGGUACUCACUGGGCCUCUUAACCCUUACAGGGACCACAUGUCUGUGUUGAAGGCAUACUCUGCCAUGAACAUGGAGCCCAACUCGGAGGAGCUGCUCAAGAUUUCCAUAGCGGUCGGUCUUCCUCAGGAAUUUGUCAAGGAGUGGUUUGAGCAGCGAAAGAUGUACGAGUACGGCACUAACAGGACCCCACCACUAGAGCACAGGAACAACAUGGAUAUGGUUGUCGGAACAAAUAACCACCACACUCCACCAAAAGACUCUUUGGCAGCUAGGUCGCCACUGUCUCUAAUCAAGCCUACUGACCGCAUCACAUCACCCUCCAUAGCAGAGCUCCAUAACAACGUGAACAACUGUGACAACUCGCUCAGACAUUUGAAAAACCACCAGUUCAGCGGCAGCCAAACCAAACCCACAGGUGAAAAGUUGGACCACUCCCGCAGCAACACCCCUUCCCCGCUAAAUCUGUCCUCCACUUCUUCCAAAAACUCUCACAGCAGCUCCUACACUCCAAACAGCUUGACUUCAGAAGACCUGCAGGCUGAGCCGCUGGACCUGUCUCUGCCGAGACUCAUGAAGGAACCCAAGCAUGCACUGACUGUCAAAAGCAGACCUAAAGUCAACAGUAUUACCAUUGACCAUAACAGCAUCCCUUCUCCCCGAGAGCACUUCGAAGAGCCUUUGAACUUGGCCUAUCUCAAAAAGGAUUUCUCAGGCUCUACCAACAAUGGAAACUUAGAAAAAAGCACUAGCCCCAUCUUCGGCAUUAACCCGUUUGCGGCCAAACCCUUGUACACGUCGCUUCCACCUCAGAGCGCUUUCCCACCCGCCACAUUCAUGCCCCCGAUGCAGGCCAGCAUACCAGGUCUUAGGCCCUAUCCGGGCAUGGAUCAAAUGGGCUUCCUACCACACAUGGCCUACACUUAUGCAGCAGGGGCAGCUACCCUUGCCGAGAUGCAGCAGAGGAGAAAGUACCAGCGGAAACCAGGUUUCCAGGGGGACCUGCUCGACGGUACACCAGAUUACAUGUCAGGGCUGGACGACAUGACAGACCCCGACUCCUGUCUGUCGCGGAAGAAGAUUAAGAAGACCGAAAGUGGUAUGUACGCGUGUGACUUGUGCGACAAAACAUUCCAGAAGAGCAGUUCCCUUCUAAGACACAAAUAUGAACACACAGGCAAGAGGCCGCACCAGUGCCAGAUCUGCAAGAAAGCCUUCAAACACAAACACCAUCUCAUCGAGCACUCCAGACUGCACUCGGGGGAGAAACCUUACCAAUGCGACAAGUGCGGGAAGAGGUUCUCGCACUCGGGCUCAUACUCGCAGCACAUGAACCACCGCUACUCCUACUGCAAGCGGGAGGCCGAGGAGCGGGAGGCCGCAGAGAGGGAGGCCCGCGAGAAGGGCCACCUGGAGCCCACCGAGCUGCUCAUGAGCAGGGCGUACUUGCAGGGCAUGACUCCUCAGGGUUACCCAGAGCUGGCGGAGCGAGAGGCUAUUCUGAGGCAUGACGUGGUGAACGGAGGGAUCAGAGAUGCAGGGCGAAAGGAAGUGGAUGGAACGUACGCAAAGAUCGGACGGAGGGACGACGAGUUUGAGGAGGAGGAGGAGGAGAGCAAGAGCAUGGACACGGACCCGGACACGUUGAGGGACGAGGAGGAGAACGGAGAGCACUCGAUGGACGAUAGCUCGCUGGACGGCAAAACGGAAACCAAAUCGGAUCACGAGGACGCGAUGGAGGAUGGCGUGUAAUCGGCGGUGACACUUCAGAAGCUUCCCAUCUUUAGAAGUUUAAAAAAAGAAAAACUAAUGAAAAAAAAAAAAAAAGUAAAGAAAAGAAAAAAGUUUUUAAGUUUCUCUCUUUUCGGUUCAAGUAUUCUUACCUGCUCGGUUUAAAACGCCGUGUUUUAAGCUGUACGUGCACGUGCCUGAAGCUUCCGGGAAGCUUGACGGACUCCUCAACGUGGACUCAAAUAUCAAUCCGGAAGAAGAGGAGGAGGAAGAAGGAGGCAUUGAAGGGGAAAGGGGGAGGCUUGGGUUUGUGAAAUAAGCUGCAUUAUGCAAACCGAACAAUGAAUAAAUGAAUACAUUUCAAAAAAUGUACAGUACUAAGGCCUAAAAAUAUGUGUGGUGCUAACCUCCUCAAAUAAAAACCCCUGUGUUCCAUAGUAUUUAUAGCACAACUAGUGACUUGUACAAAUUGCACUCCGCUUCUAUAAUCAUGAACAAAAAUAAUAAAAAGUAUUGCCUAUGUAUAUAUUUAUACAGUGUUGGAAAAAGAGCAGUAGUAUCUGCACUACUACAGUCCUUCAGUAUUACCUUUGUUAUCACCAACCUACCUACGGUGUCGUCUUUAGUUUUCAUCUCCAGCCACACUGUUUUAGGCCUCUUGAAUCAAAUGAAGGAAUUAAAAUUCAAAGACUGUGUGAAGGAGCUUUUCCCCCCCGUUUAUUUUUUUGUUUGUUUCUUUAUUAUUUUUUUUUAAAAGAGACCUUCAUUUUAAGGGAAAAUACAGUUUUACGGACAGAUGUUGUCUUUUGGGGAGGGUCAAAAAAAAAUGAAGGACGAAGCCUUUGUAAGGUGUUUUUGAUAAGAAAAAAGAAGCCUUAUAUGCAAACCUUUUAACCUGUGUGUUUUCUGCAAGUGCCACCCUCGUAUUGUGUAAAAGGAAGGUUACUUUUUUUCACCAGCUUCAGUAUUGAUGAAAUGGUUCACCGUUGUUCUUUGAAGCACCCGUGUCAGUAUUAUAGGCAGCAGUUCCUUAGUUUACAUUAUGUUGUGCAAUGUUUUCUCACCUCUUUUCUUUGUCAGUAUUACACCAAACCAUUUUUUCCUCUUUUUUUUUGAAAACAACAAAUUGCAUUUCAUUUAUUUGUAGGUUGAAAAGAAAACAUUAUUUAUGUGGCCCAUUUUAUAUUUCCUAAUUUUAUUUAUUUCAUACUGUUGUGUACAGUACUAUAGUUCUUCAAUAUAUAGAUAUAUUUUAGUAAAAAGGAACAUGGUGUCGAUCAUAGGGGCAAAUUUUACGUAAAGAGAGCAUUUAUUGUGUUUUGAAACAUUGUGAAAUGCGAAGUUUAAUCUUAUUUUAUUUUAUUUUUUUCCUUUAUUUUCCAGCUACUGGAAAAUUCCAAAUUUGGGAACUUUUAUACAAUUGUGAAAACACUGUAUUUUCGACUGAAAAAUUCCACUUUCUUCAUCUUUGUUUCUUUUUUUAAGCUAAAAAAAAUGAAGAGGGACUGUUAAAUACUAUGUAUGAUAUCAUGACUGAAGAAGAAUCUUUCCUGAAAUGUCUUUGUAAAAGUAUUAUUGAAUUCUUAAUUUGUAAUUUCUCUUGAAAAUGACCCUGCUCGAAUAAAAGUAGCCAAAUUACAGAGUACCAAACCCUCAGGGCUUCGUGUUUGUUCACAAACGGUGAGGUGUGCUUGGCUUCGUCACAAUGAACUCUUUCUUUUCAGAUGGAUUAAAGUCAACUGAGCCCAGCCCUCCUGCUGAUUAUCACUAUUUUAAGAUGAGAAAACAACAUAAAUGCCACGACCAAAGUUUUAAACAAUAAAGCCAAAAAUAUUCUGUAUUAGUUUCUUAGUAAAUCACAUUAAAUGACUAAAACUUUGAUUCCAGUCACUGGGAAACUAGAUGUGAAUCAAUCUGCCAAUGAAAAUAGUCUCAUCCUGUUUUUACUGAAUUUGCUGAAAUGUGCUGUGUCCAGCUGUUCUGGAAGUGUUCUUUUACAGGUUAAAAAAAUGCUGUACAUAUAAAACAAAUUAUUAAUUUAGACAAGAAAACACAAAGUGAAGCUUUUUAAAACCUCUAAAAAAUAUUAAAAUCAUAUUUGGAAGCUUUUCUUUUGAAACAAAUGACAUUUUAACGCUUUAAUUAAAGCAUCGUGAGCAAAUUGCUGUAAGCAGAUAACAUACUUAUGUAGCUGUCAGCAGGUUUAAGAAUCAAAAUGAUUUGCUUUGUUUCCCUGAGUUACUCCCGCUGAUUGGAGGACCAAAUGUACACCAGAGCAAACCUACGACUACUACUUAUUUAAAGGCUGGUUUAAGGCAAGAAAACACAAGGCGAAGACACAUUUAAAGGUUUUUAAAGCAUAUUUGAAGCUUUUAUUUUGAUGCAUGACAAUUUUGAUAAACUCCUUGUUGUUUCACUGAAUUGAUCCGACUAACUGAAGGAUCUAGCAUGCACCGAUCCAACUUAUCCCUGAUAAUUCUAAAUAAAUACACCACCUCCGCUUAAUAAUUGAUUAAAAGCUACUACAAGAAAACUCAAGACACAUUUAAAGGAUUUAAAACCCUUAAAGGUUUUAUUUAAAGCUCGUUUUGAAGUAUGAGAUUGUAUGAUAGUAUUUAAUAGUUCAUAAUAAAUCCCCCUCUUCCUCCCGUUAUAGUGAAGCAGCUGAGAAGCUACAGUGAUGACAGUAAUAAAAAUGCUGCAUGUAUCAUUCAAUAUCAACACUGAUUAUUGAAAAAGCACGAAUAGUUUAAAUAAAAACACAUUUGGAAGUUUUUGUAUUAAAGUAUUAAAAUAUGGUGUUUAUUGAGCCUUUAACUAUAUUCUUUAUAUUGCUUUCAGCUAGAAUAGAUGUGUGAUUUAAAGGCAUCUUUUGCUGUUUCUCCACAUUUUUGAAGUAAAGGGUAUUUCUAUAUAUUCUAUAUGUAAUUUUCAAUUAAAAACCAAUAUUAAAAAAAAAAACAAGCAAAUGCAACUGCAUUCCCAGAUUACUUUAAAGGCUUCACAAAACUGUCAAAAUCAGUGAAAUAACACUAGAUAAAAAGAGCAGAAGCUUUUAAAUGUAAAGAAACUUUUUUGAGAUUUUUAUUUUGAAGUAUGACAACAUAACAUUAAAGCACCUUCAGCUGAUCCGAGUUGCUGAAAGUACAUUUAGGGAAGAAAGUAUCAUCUUUAGGUUAGGUUCAACUGUCUGAGAUCCUGGGACCUGCGAUUUUUAUGGUUUUGUGAGGAUUAUUUCAAAUAUAAAAUGUUAGGAGCUGAUGACUAAAAUUUUCUGCUGCUUUUGUUCUAUCAGCAUUAAACAAUAAAUGUCAUUCAGAUUUAAAAGUGUCACAUUGGACAUGAAACAUGUGACCUCGAUUUUUUAUAAAGUUUUACAGUGAAACAUCUCUAAAAAUUGAACAUUUUUAUAACAGCUAGUGAAAAAAAAGGAACUUUCUGCCUUUUAAUUGUUUAUCUAUCAAUUGUUUACUUCAGUGUAGUCUGAAUGGACAUGAAGGAAGUGUUUAUAAGAAGAUAAAAGUUGUAAAACCUUAGAAAAUAGAGUAAAAAUUUAAAAUUUAUCCCAUUUUCCAAAGCCUUUGCUGGGCUGACUCUGGCCCCCAGGCCUUAUUUUUGACACCUGGGGUUUAAACCCUAUCAAACUGAUAAUAUUCAACAGAAAGACCAAAAAAACUACUAAUAAUGAAAUUCACUGCCUACAGAAUAACAUAUGUAUUAAUCUGCUACUGAAAAUAGUACUUAUAAAUAGUCCAA